Messenger RNA from Ornithodoros turicata, 4008 nucleotides. RefSeq lists its product as uncharacterized. The transcript has a single exon. The record is from RefSeq and is a predicted model, not a curated record. The coding region runs from base 1 to 4008 and encodes 1335 amino acids. Lineage: Eukaryota; Metazoa; Arthropoda; Arachnida; Ixodida; Argasidae.
AUGCCCCCGCCGUCAAUGCCGAGGGGAAAGCGGCAACGGACAACAGCCCGCCGCGAUGCAGCCGACCUCGCGCCAUGGACGCCGACCCCCGCCGCCGCCCAGGGUGACACCGAUAGCGACCAGACGGCCCAGGACCCAGCACACCACGUCCCUCCGUGCCCUCCCCCCACCCAGCUGGCCUGCCAGCCCACGCCUGGCACCUUGGGGGCCGUUGACACCGAACUGGCACCAGAUCUCGUCGCGAAUACCAUGAGCACGAGCACUGCAUCGUCAACUCCUCCAGAACCUGGACCCGACCCUUGCGGCCCUUUACAGUCGCAGCCUGGUGUCCCUAUACACCACCAGGAAGGACCGGUUUUUACGUCCUCUGUGAGGACACCGACCCUUGGGACACAGCAGAAUGCACAGCCCCGUGGCCCUCUACACCACGAGCAGGAACCGGCCUUUACGUCCUCUGUGAGGACACCCGCCCCUGACACACAGGAAGAAUUGGAGCUUUCAGCAGCUGACGACGUAUGCCUGGACGAAACGAGCGACGUACAACCCACGAGGGACGGAUCGACACUGACAGUUUAUUUCCCCUUACCGGACCACUUCAGCUGCUGUGAAGAUGACUGUUCGGUGUCAUACAGAUCAGCAGUAUGGACAUCGCAGAGGAGCUCCCUGACUCGACAUCUGGAACGGGCCCACAACAUUCGCAUCCAGCGAACUCAGUACCUCUGCUCCGACUGUGGUCAGUCGCUUAACGCAAGGCCCACUUCGCAUGAAUGCAGCCCUGCCAGCCGCCAAGCUAGCCCACAGGAACGACGCAAAUAUGCUCACAAUUGCGAAGUAUGCGGGGACACGUUCCCAACACGGAGAGGACUGGACAAUCAUCUCAUAAAGCAUAGGAGGGACCAAGCUAGGGCGGCACGAGUAAACCAGUGCCGGAACAGCGAUGCUGGAACCACAGCAACUAAUACGCACUACGACGAAACACCAGGAACUGAAGCGCCACAGGUGCCAACUACCCAGGAGAACAGCACGGCUCUCAACGGGCUCACCCAGCUCAACAGCACGGCCCUCAGCGAGCUGAACUACACACAGGACGUAACGGUCAUGGAGAACGACGCUCCCCACAGCCAUGAGGGCGGCGAAGCAGGCCACUCCUCCGUCUCUGUAUCAACGAUCGCCCUCAGUGCUACCCCAGAGGAUGACGCAUCCCACGAUGGUCCGACAGCCAGCGCAGAGCUAGCCGAUUCCGCCCUGAACUGCAGUGGUCCCCCUACUGGGACGCCAAUACCCACAAGACAGAGCCCUCACACCGAAACCGACGAUAUCCCCGAAGACCUGCUUCAGGAGUUCGUCAGCGAAGUAAAGAAACACCUGGACUCGGCAAAGUCAGACUCAUCCUGGGCCUCCUUUGAGGAGACGCUAGUAGAUGCCACCGAAGCUGUUGCCGCCGCAGUCAAGAUCCGUAAUACACCGCGUCAGGAUAAACCCAGGAGGCAAAUCAACCCUGACAACCCGCGAUGCAUCCAGCGGCUGUACAAAAGGAACCGACGCCAGGCCGUGAGGCUUAUCACACAGGGGAAUCAAGAAAGGUGCCCCAUAUCGGACGAAGAGCUUACAGACCACUUCCGCCACGUAUGGGAGGAGAAACACGCGGACACCGAACUACUCUGUAGCAGGACACCGGCGAAAGAGGAAAUCAACUCAGAGCCAUUCUCCCCAGAAGAAGUGAGAGCUCGCCUACGCCGCUGCGAAAGCACAGCUCCUGGAAGCGACCAGCUGACAUACGCCCACUGGAAGGCUGUUGACCCGGGAUGCUACUUCCUGUCAGCAGUAUUCAAUGUGUGCCUCCUAUACAGGCGGGUACCGAGCAGCUGGCGUGCCACCACGACGGUACUCAUCUACAAGAAAGGAGAUCGCCAGGACCCAUCAAACUGGAGGCCCAUCUCUCUCGGGAGGACGAUUGCAAAGCUUUAUGCGGGAUGUUGGGCUUCUAGGCUGCAAUGCUGGAUCCAAGACGAAGACGUCCUAUCGAAAUGCCAGAAGGGAUUCCUGCCUCACGAUGGUGUGUUCGAACACAACUUCGUGUUGCAGGAAAGGUUCGACAACGCACGCAGUGGAGGAAAGGAGCUAUGUGUAGCGAUGCUGGACUACACAAACGCAUUCGGAUCUGUUCCACACAAUGCCCUAGUGGACGCCGUCAAAGGAGCAGGGACCGGUGCAACAUUUGUAGAAAUAAUCCAGGACAUAUACUCGGAAAACACGACCACCGUACUGAGCAGCAAUGGAUGCACCGAGCCGAUACCUACGCAGGCUGGUAUUCGUCAGGGAUGCCCGCUGAGCGGCCUGCUCUUCAACUUGGUGGUGGACCCGAUUAUAAGAAGAAUUCAAGGAGAAGGAAAAGAACAUCGCAUCUUAGCGUACGCUGACGAUAUUACAGCCCUGGCCCCUGACCCUACGACACUACAAACCUGCAUCAACUUGAUCGAGUCCAUGUCCACGAAGUUAGGGCUGCAACUAAAUCCCCGAAAGUGCAAGACCCUCCAUCUGUCCGGCAGGCGACCCGUGGGACUCAGGGAUACCACCUUCACAGUGCUUGGCGAACCUAUACCGGCGCUGGAGGAAUUUGCCAGUCACCCCUUCCUCGGAAAGCCGGUGGGAUUCAACAUCUUACCCGAAGGCUCAACUGUCAGCGAUGCCAUCGCCACCGGCCAGAAGAUCCUGAACUCCAUGUUGUCCCCCUGGCAACGACUGGACGCAGUUAAGACAUUCGUCUUCCCAGCGUUGAAUUUUGAAAUGCGGCUUGGUACACUGGGGAAGACUGAGUGGCAGAAACUUGACAACGCACUCCGACCACUCCUGAAAAAGACGCUGUACUUGCCCACAGGAGCUACGAACGACUACCUUUACGGCAGCAAAAACUCAGGAGCGUGCGCCAUUCCUCUAGCUGCCGAGUUGAGCGACCUGUCUCGCAUCGACAGUGCGUUCAAGCUGCUUACAUCGAAAGACGAAGAGCUCAAGAUCCUGGCAUGGAAUGCACUGGAAACCACCACCGAGGGAAGGCUUCGGAGAAAGGCAACCGAGCGCGACGUGGAGGACUUCCUCUCAGGCGAAAAUGAAGGUGAAUUCCGUGCCCCCGCGUCAGGUCUGAGAAACAUAUGGACAGAGGCUAGGAAAGCCUCUCGGCGCCUGCAAGUCACAUGGGAGUUCACGGACAAAGAGCCGUGCCUCACAUGCGGUAGUUCCAGCAUCACUGCACUGCAAAGAAGACGCGUGAUUGCCACCCUUCGAAAGGAACUCAGCACUCGUCGAGACGAAAGCCUUAAAAGCCUCCCCAAUCAGGGAAAGGUAAUGGAGUGCGUUGCAGCGGACCCCUCAAGCAGCCACUUUAUUCGCGGCGGCACCUAUACCAGAUUCUCUGAUUGGAGGUUCAUUCACAAGGCAAGGUUGAACCUCCUCCCACUCAAUGGUGCACGGCCUUGGCAAUCAGGAGGUGACACUAGAUGCCGAAGAUGUGGAUACGCCAGGGAAACGCUGCCGCAUGUAGUAUGCCACUGCAUGAGGCAGAGCGCGGCCAUGACCGGCAGGCACAACCGUGUUGUGGACAGGAUCAAAAAGGCAGCCAGUGGCCGAUAUACAAUAAUGGCGGAAAAUCAACCCAUUGGAGGCACAGCGCUGCGGCCGGACCUCGUCCUUCAGAAAGGAGAAGAAGCAAUAAUCGUCGAUGUGUGCUGUCCAUUUGAAAAUCGGAUACCUGCCCUUCUCGAAGCCCGAAAGGAAAAAGAGAGAAAAUACCAGACAGUGAAGGAAAACCUUCAGCGACGUUUCCAACGAGUGACCAUUGAAGCCGUCGUUGUUGGUGCCCUAGGGUCCUGGGAUCCCCGCAACGACAGACUCCUCAAGAAGCUGUGCUCAAAGACCUACGCAAAGAAACUCAAAAAACUGUGCGUGAGUGACGUGAUAGCUGCCUCGCGCGACAUAUACGCCGCACAUAUCACGACGAACUCGAAUAGGUGA